AUGACGGAACAAAUACAUUCGAUAAAAGUGCAAGAUACAUGGCGGGGUAUGGAAGGCGUGUAUAAGAAGGGACUUGCUAAAGCUAUAGGCGUCUCGAACUACAACUGCGAACAGAUCGAACGGGUCGUCAAAAGCGCUACGGUGCCAAUCCACAAUUGCCAGGUCGAACUUCAUCUGUAUUGGCCUCAGCACGAGCUGCAUGAGGUUUGCAAGAAGCACAACAUUUCUGUCACAUCUUAUGGCUCCUUAGGAUCACCCGGUCGAGUCGGUUUCAAGGCUUUGCCAAAGGGACCGGAGAUGGUAUGGCCAGAAGCUCCAAAUCUUCUAGAUGAUCCCAAUGUGAAAUCUCUAGCCACAAAGUACUCCAAAACUCCGGCCCAGGUUUUGCUACGUUACGUGAUGGAGCGAAACAUUGCAAUUAUACCCAAAUCUGUGAAUCCGUCUCGAAUUGUGGAGAAUUUCCAGGUGUUUGAUUUUGCUCUAACUGCAGAAGAGAUGAAGUUACUGGAAUCCGCGAAACAUCGUCAAAGACUUUUUUGGCAUGAUUUCAUGGAAGGUCAUCCGGAAGAUCCUUUCAAAGCAGAUAGGAAACACUGA
Messenger RNA from Ostertagia ostertagi, 597 nucleotides. NCBI's taxonomy places the organism in Eukaryota, Metazoa, Nematoda, Chromadorea, Rhabditida, Trichostrongylidae. The record is from the annotation of a GenBank genome assembly.